AUGUCUGCUUCUUCAUUCCAGAAUCAUCGAGUGAGGUUAUUGGUGCGAAGCCAUGCCAUGAGAGAAGCAACUUCUCCCCCUCCAGAUGCUAGUUUGACUCUUGACUCUGGAAAUGGGUCAUGGUCAAGCAGCACCAUCUGUAAUGUUAGCACCAGUAGUAACAUCAGUCUUGGAACAUCUGGGGGGGGUCAAGGGAAAGCUGGGAUGAGAAGGCUUCAGCUUCGUAAUCAAGGAAGCUCUGGAAAUAGUGCAGAUGGCUCAUCUUCAUCUCUUUCUCGAGAUUCGAGUACUGAACAAUACACUGAUAACACAGGAAUCGACUUGGAACAGUUCAUCGUUGACACACUACAUCGAAACCAAAAGGACAGAGUAUGCCUGUUGAAGAUUGAGCAGGAGCUCAUCAGCCUGGUGAAAGAUAGCAGGCGCACACACCUCAAGUUCCCAUCAAUGUCUUCGUAUCAACGAAUGCUAGUCCAUAGAGUUGCAGCAUACUUUGGUCUGGAUCAUAAUGUUGAUCAAAGUGGAACAUGUGUCAUCGUCAACAAAGCCAGAAACACUAGACUACCAGACAUGCAGUUCCAGGAUCAAAUCCAUGAUGACUUUAUACCUGAAGAACCAAGAAGAUCCAUCCUCAAACGAGACUCAUCCUCAUUUGAAGAUUACUGCUUCAGAUCAUUGGAGAGGCAAGGAAGCAUGGAUUCGAAGAGGAGUAAAAGCUUCGAGGAGAGAGAAGAGGAGUAUAAAAAGGCCAAACAUCGCAUCUUCAAUCAAGAUUCUUCAUCAUCAGCUGAACUCCUGGAUUCACCAAUGCAUUCUGGUGACAUUACACUGGAGAGUUCACAAAAAAGUAGCCAAGAGGAUCUCCGAUGGUGCUGGGGAUCUUCAACUGAAUCUGCUGAUGCUUUCCAUCUCCUAAUUCAUAGGAAAGACCGGGAUCGCUCAUCCAGGUCAAAUGCUUUGGGGAAAGUGCAAUCUUUUGAGAGUGGAGAGGUGUCUGCCCUCCGUCCAGUGAUAUCCAAGUCCAACAGUUUUGGAGGUUACCCACAUCCAGGUCAAGGGAAUGGGAAAGGGAAUCUUCUUCGUGGAGAUUCCAUCACAUCCACACACAGUGCUGGGCCUCGACUUCUCACCAAACAAGAUUCCAUGUAUGGUGGGAUAGUAGGUGGAGGUGGAGGAGGAGGUGUCAGUCCAGCCAGCUCAGGUUACAAGAGCAUGGGAUUAUCAGUAGAAGAGGGCCCAUCACCCAUCAAUCCUUCCUCCCCUCAUCAGAAUACCUUCUCUAUCUCUAUUUCUCAUAAUCCUUCUAGUCAAGGUGCUAGUCCCCAAGAAGGAGGAGUUGGAAGAAGAGGAGUAGAAGAUCAAGAGAAGGGGGAUGAAGGGAAGGCAGAGGACUGCAAUGGAGGGAAUGGUCUUCUUGGACCAGCUCCAUCCAUUGUCCUUCCAUCCAACCAGCCAGUGCUUUGGGCUGUGACGAGCAUAGAUUCUGUUCCCCCUGGUUCCAUUCUUAUCAAUCCCCAGACUGGUCAGCCACUUAUCAAUCCAGAUGGGAGUUUCUAUCGUUUUGACCCAGGGAACCCUCCCCAAUAUGCAUCAUCCAGUUCUGCUGGCAUUAGUAACCUGGGAAUAUUUGGAACAGCAGAAGGGGAAUCCAGGAGUUCUGUCUAUGGGAUCCCAUUUGGACAACAACCACAACAGCCCCAAGGGGCUCUUGUCCACAUGAACCUGAAUGCUCAUGGAAUGGGGAUACCUAUACCUUAUCAACCUCCUCCACCUACUCAGAUAAUCAUCCCUACUAGUCAACAGCUGCCCUCUUUCAUGAUUGCUCCCAAUGGCAUGCAGGUUGCAGGCAGUGGUGGGAAUUCAAGCCAGCAGCAAGUACCUGUGUUAUACUCCCAUUAUGUGACCACACCAACAUCCUUCCAAGUACCAGGAAAUGGUGGAGGAGGAGAACUAGUAUCUCAAUUCAAUGCUCUUAGCCUUAUGGGAAAAGGGGGAGAUGGAGGAGGAGGGAAUGAAGCACAAGCUCAUAUCAAAUUCCAAAUUCCACUUCCCACAACUCCUGCCUUUAAUCCACAAAGUCCAGGCUCUGUAUACAUGAUGGGAGGAGGAAAACAGCAGCAACAGCAAAUCCUCUCUCGAGUUGGUAGUAGUGGUGGUUGUGGAGGAGGAGGGGGGCUGUAUGCCUUCCCCUCCCAUUCUACUGAGCCUCAGGCAAACUUUCGAAUGGCUGCAGCUGUGCAAUAUGUGGGAAACCCAUACCAAAUGAUGCAUUACCCAACAAACUCUGAGAGUUACUCAGGAGCUGUGCUACCUCAAGCAUCGUCAAAUCGUGCAAUGGCUUCAACACAUGCCACCCUCUCAGCAUGUACCAUCCCAAGCAUUUCACCUGGGCUUUCAUCAAAUGUGAUAACAAAUGGGAUGGGAUCCACAAGUUAUGCACCAUUUCCUGGAGGAGCAGGGGGUUAUGCCUUGGGGGGAGGAAAUUUCAGUGGACAGUCUGGGAGUUCGCUUACUACUCCUCCUCAAACACCCAAUGGGUUUCAAUCCCAGCCACAAGUGGCAGGAUAUUCUUUGGAGCAAGGGAGUGGAUCCCACCUCUUGUCAACUUCAUCCUCAGCCCCCACAGUAGAAGGAGGAGGAAGACAUGGAGGGAUCUCUAUUCCAAUCCCCGUUCAUGUCCCCCUGGAUCUUCCCCUUGCAUCUCUCUCACCAACCCCAAGCCUCUUUCCUCUCAGCUGGAUCAAUGGAGGAGGGUUGAAGCAUCUUGGUGGCAGUAAUGGAGGAUCCUCCCAUCCCUGCUUCUUCCGUCAUCACACAAUCCCAACUCCCAGGUGGCCACCCACAGGUAGGGGUGCUGGGAAUCCCAAGUCCCAAUCUGGAAAUAGGCGUUCAUUCUCUCAUCACCAGCGUUUCUCUCGUCCUUCAUCCACCAAGUCCCCCUCUGCCAACCCCUCCUCUUCCACUUCCACAUCUUCAUCCACUGUCUCCACCUCCACUACAACUCCAUCAGCUACUUUAGAGGAGACGGGGCAUGCCUCCUCAGAAGUAGUUGCUGUCCCAUGUGUCAAUGAAGGGACCCGGGUGCUUGUGGUUGAAGGCAUACACAAUGGGUUGACACAUUCGCAAGUGGACAAGGUUUUGAAGCCUGAAUUGAACCAAGGAGAUGGUUGUGCAAAGGUGGAAUACAUGCCAGUGGAUCAAAUGGAUGGAAUGGAGAAGAUGGAAAAAUGGUGACACAGACAGAAAGAUUUCACAUCUAAAUCUCCUCCCAUGAAAUUCUCACUUUCCAAAGCCUUCUCUAUGAGGAUGGGGACAUUUCGACUCCAAUCCAAGUGAUUCACUAUCCCAAUCCUACAAAAGAAAACCUUAUCAGUGAUUAUUAUUAUUAUGAUUAUUAUUAUUAUUGUGGGAGAUGCAGACUGCCUGGUUCAGUUGAAUGCUUGUGCUGUUGUGUGAAUGACUGAGAAAUGAGAAAACAAGAGAGAGGGAGAGGGAGAGAGAGAAAAAAAAAAUUUAAGAGGACAAGAUUUAUUUUAGCUGAAUUGUUUCUGCUUCGUAUGAGGAUCUCUGUCCCUUUCCCAUGUUCCUUGGAAAGGGAAAGGGGUCCUGGGGUUCAAACUCCCUUUUCUCUGUCUCUUGGUCUCUGGGCAUGGAUUCCAGUUAGACAGCCAGAUACUGUAAUAAAAUUGCAAGGGAGGAACAGUUCCACAUUCUUGAUUUCUACAAGAUGGAAGAGCAGGCUGA
Molecule: messenger RNA, 3744 nt
Organism: Darwinula stevensoni
Lineage: Eukaryota; Metazoa; Arthropoda; Ostracoda; Podocopida; Darwinulidae
Source: the annotation of a GenBank genome assembly